GUUUUACUAUUGCCGGAGGAGUCUUUGGUGUUUACUUAUAUUCCAUCUUCGCAGUAAAGCAGGAGACAUUCCUUGACGAUUUUGACGAACCAGUAAAAGUACAGCAAUAAUGGCUGCAGCCAAAAAAGCUCUUCAAAUAAGAUUGCCUCCUCUGCCGAGUAUAAAAGAUGUUAUUCGUUUGUACAAAUUGCGUGCUCUUAGAGAAUUAUCACAAAAUUUUCUUAUGGAACCUCGUUUGAUUGACAAGAUAGUGCGUGCAGCUGGCAACAUCGAAAAUCAUGUGGUGUGCGAAGUGGGGCCCGGCCCUGGCGGAAUUACCAGGUCGAUAGUGCACCAAGCUCCGCGGAAGCUAAUUCUAAUCGAGAAAGACCGACGUUUCGUUCCAACCCUAGAACUCGUAGCCGACGCGUGUCGAAAUAAGAUCGAUGUCGACAUUAUUACUGGUGAUAUUUUGAAAACAGACAUGACUCAGUACAUACCAUCAGACGCAAAGGUUGGUUGGACUGACCCACCCCCUCCACUCCAUCUCAUAGGCAACUUGCCAUUCAGUGUGUCUACAAUAUUGAUUAUAAGGUGGCUAGAAAUGAUAUCAAAACAACAGGGGCCGUGGGCAUUUGGUCGAGCCAGAAUGACACUGACUUUUCAAAAAGAAGUAGCAGAGAGAAUGGCAGCACCCAUUUUAAACGACCAGCGCUGCAGGCUUUCAGUCAUGUGCCAGACUUGGUGUAAUGUGAAGUACAAGUUUGAUAUAUCUGGACAGGCUUUUGUACCAAAGCCAGAUGUUGAUGUAGGUGUGGUGACACUGACUCCUCACAAAACUCCCAUAAUCAAGCUGCCAUUUAAACUUGUUGAGAAAGUUGUUCGUCAAAUAUUUUCAAUGAGGAGAAAAUAUUCAAUCAGAGGAGCUCAGACUCUGUUUCCAGAGGAUGUGAGGGAAGACAUGGCUUUAAGAAUGUACAAUAUGGCAGAUAUAGACCCUGUGACUCGGCCUUACCAAAUCACAAAUAUGGAAUUUGCCAGAAUAUGUGAGGCGUACAAUGAAAUAAUUAAGAAACAUCCCGAGCUUGAGAGCUAUGAUUACAGAGCACCGAAAAAUAAACCUAGUUAUGUUGCAGAGGAAAAGAAUGAAGAUGCAUACAAUGAACUUUAAGUUAUAGUUUGUAGGUAGAUGUAUUUAAUAAAAGUUGUUUAGUUUCAAAA
Molecule: messenger RNA, 1200 nt
Organism: Manduca sexta (tobacco hornworm)
Lineage: Eukaryota; Metazoa; Arthropoda; Insecta; Lepidoptera; Sphingidae
Gene: mtTFB1
Product: dimethyladenosine transferase 1, mitochondrial
Exons: 1
Coding region: 110-1150 (346 amino acids)
Biological process (GO): rRNA methylation; transcription initiation at mitochondrial promoter
Cellular component (GO): mitochondrial matrix
Molecular function (GO): rRNA (adenine-N6,N6-)-dimethyltransferase activity; mitochondrial transcription factor activity
Source: RefSeq, a predicted model, not a curated record